Trichechus manatus latirostris (Florida manatee) is the source of this 3744-nucleotide messenger RNA. It is a transcript of the gene RNGTT, whose product is annotated as RNA guanylyltransferase and 5'-phosphatase. The record is from RefSeq and is a predicted model, not a curated record. The transcript has 8 exons. The coding region runs from base 1056 to 1949 and encodes 297 amino acids. Gene Ontology annotation, molecular function: ATP binding; mRNA guanylyltransferase activity. Gene Ontology annotation, biological process: 7-methylguanosine mRNA capping. Lineage: Eukaryota; Metazoa; Chordata; Mammalia; Sirenia; Trichechidae.
CUUUGAAAAUGUUCAUACUUAGAUGUAUAUGGUCUCCAUUUUCACUCCAAGUCUUGCAAUUAUCCAUUUGGUAGCAUAGCCUCUCAGUCUGUGAUCUCCUCAACUUGAAUCUAUCUGGAAUUUAUUUUUGUAUGUGAUGUGAAGUAGAGCUGCAUUCUUGAGGAUCUACUGAUGGAGAAUCAGUGGUGGUAACUUAACCUUUUGAAGAAUGACAGAUUGUAAAAUAUGUAAAUUUUCUUAUAUGUUGAUUGGGUUUAAGAAGAUACGGGAUAAUAAAAAUUCUUGUGAGCUUAUGUUUAAAAUGUUUUAUAGUAAUGAAUGAGAAGGAGAGUCAUACCUAAAGUUGUGAUGUCUGGCUAUAUCAUGAUAUUGAUUCAAAGAAAGAGAUCUUGCAUCUUUAUAAAGCUGUUAUACUACUGUGGUAUAGCGGAAAGAGCAUUGGCUAGAUUGAGUCCCGGCUCUACCAUUUGUAAAUUACUUGUUUUUUCUUUUCUUUUUUUUUAAUUGCAGAGUGAUGAGAGUAAUUCCUAAUUCAUAUACUGUAUUAGCAUGCUAAUUUUUUUCAGAAACAUAAAAAAAAUUGGCAUAGCAGCUCUUAUGAAAAUACUUCGGAGGGGGGAGGGAGCGGCUGGAAAACAAACAGAAAGCAUGCGUUAUUUGUGUAAAAAUAUGGUAGUUGUUGAGCCAAUAAAAUGUGAUUAUAUAUUUGUGUGUGCAUAUUUUAUAAACUUUGAAGGACUUUGAUGUUUAAGAUCUAAUAAAAAUUAGGGAAUCAUUUUCUUGAAGAUGGGUCAUAAGUUUGCUCUGGAACCAUCACAUUGUCUCCAUAAAAACUUAGAUUUCCUCAUAGUCUGUUUUGUGUAGGAAACAAUUUUUUAAAAAAACUUUUACCUGUGGUACAUCAAGCUGAAUGAUAGAGAGAAGGACUCUAUUGUACAUUAUUCUACAAAACUGUUGUAGGUCUAAGGAAAAACAGUUUAACUGUUAUUUCUUAUGACUCUAUUCUUGAUAUUAUAUUGUUAAUAUUACAUUUUUAAUAUUUCAUUUUCAGUUAUAUGAUGUUGAUUGAUGGCACAAAUGAAGUUUUUAUGAUUGAUAGAGAUAAUUCAGUGUUUCAUGUUUCAAAUCUGGAAUUUCCAUUUCGUAAAGAUCUUCGAAUGCAUUUAUCAAAUACUCUCUUGGAUGGGGAAAUGAUAAUUGACAAAGUAAAUGGACAGGCUGUUCCUAGAUAUUUGAUAUAUGACAUAAUUAAAUUCAAUGCACAGCCAGUUGGAGAUUGUGAUUUUAAUACUCGUCUGCAGUGUAUAGAACGAGAAAUAAUAAAUCCUCGACAUGAAAAAAUGAAGACUGGUCUCAUUGAUAAAACACAAGAACCAUUUAGUGUCAGAAAUAAGCCAUUUUUUGACAUCUGUACUUCAAGAAAGCUACUUGAAGGAAGUUUUGCCAAAGAAGUCAGCCAUGAAAUGGAUGGACUCAUUUUUCAGCCUCCUGGAAAAUAUAAGCCUGGUCGAUGUGAUGAUAUUUUGAAAUGGAAGCCUCCCAGUCUGAAUUCUGUGGAUUUUCGCCUAAAGAUAACAAGAAUGGGAGGAGAAGGGUUACUUCCUCAGAAUGUUGGCCUUCUCUACGUUGGAGGUUAUGAAAGACCCUUUGCACAAAUCAAGGUGACAAAAGAGCUAAAACAAUAUGACAAUAAAAUUAUAGAAUGCAAAUUUGAGAAUAACAGCUGGGUCUUCAUGAGACAGAGAACAGACAAAAGUUUUCCUAAUGCCUACAACACUGCCAUGGCUGUGUGCAACAGCAUCUCAAACCCUGUCACCAAGGAGAUGCUGUUUGAAUUCAUCGACAGAUGUGCGACACCUUCUCAAGGACAGAAGCGAAAGCAUCAUCUGGAUCCUGAUACAGAACUUAUGCCACCACCACCUCCAAAAAGAUCACGCCCUUUGACCUAAGACCAGCCUGACUUCAGGGUUGAGAGGAGAGAUGAGUGAGAAAAAAUGCUAUUACCCCAUUUUUGCAGCCAGGGAAAUGGAAGAAAGAGUGUGGCUGAUGUUGAUAUGCAUUUGAAUUUUUUUUUUUUUUUUAAAAGAAAAGUAUUGUAGCCAGCCUGUAAAUAUUUGAUGUAUUUGUUUCCUCAGUGCUACAGUACAUCGUGGACUUACACAUUUUCUUUAUAUCUGAUAAACUCAGCCUUACCUUGUGGAAUCUGAAGAUUGAAAUAUCUAAAGGUUUAAACAAGAUUGAAAUCAAUGAAAAAGAGGCCUUGUUUAUAUAUGGAUAACUUUCACCUUUAAUUUAUAAAGUUAGUUACCUGGAAUUGUGAGAGCAUAGAACACUGUAUUUUUUAGAAGUUGUAUUUCAGCUAUGGUAAAUUUUCCUUUCAAAAAUUUUAGGCAACGGCAUUAAACAUUCUGCUUUCAUUUGCUAUCAUUAUCGUGGAUUUCUUAUAUUUUGAGAUUCCUGUAUUCAAAAACAAAUGACAAAGUUGUUAAGUAUUGAACUAUAUUAAACAACUUGGUCUGGUUUAUAUUAUUUUAAGAAUUUUUUAAAUUUUUUGAAAAAAGUAGAAAGUAAAGCUCCAUUUUUGUGAAUUGCAUCCUUUCUAAAGGAAGAAUAUUGAUUAUUUUCAUCUGUUUCUAUUGUUUGAACUACAACAUAGAUACCAUUGUGUACAUUCUGGCAAUGCUUUUGACUUAUUUCAGAGAACUUAGAUAUACGUCACAAGUCCUUUAUGUGUUGUUCUGGGAGUUUUUGUUUUUUUAAUGCCAAGGCUACUUCUCGCUUACCUCAGUGGUAUCAGCACAUUGUAAAUUACAUUAAAACACACAACUCACUGUGAUCUAUAGGAGUGAUAUCAAAUACAAAUGAUGUGUUAGUUCCCUCGUACAAAACGGCAAAGGAAAUGCCAACUGACUCCUUUGAUUAGGAGGGAAUGUCAGUGGAAUAGAAUGCUGUCACUAGAAUAUGGUCUCCCACUGCUAGAUAAAUCUAGAGGUAAGAAGUAGACAUUUAUAGGAACUAAACAUCAAGGAAACCAAGACAUUUAUUUUCAAAGCCAGAAUUGUAUCAGUAUUCUAUUCUGGGGCUGUUAUUUCUGUUACAUACCUGAAUUUUAAAACAUUGACUAAUGGGUAAUGGAUUUAAAGAGGAGCUAAUUGGUCUUCUGCCAUUGUUGAGAAACUGUGUUCUGACUGGUUUGUGAAGGAACUCUGAGAAUUAGCCAAUUAAAAGGCUAGUGUAUUUAUUUUUAGAGGUGCAAGUUUUAAGUAUAUGUAUUUAAAACAAAUUUUCAUGAUCUGAAUUUUAUAUAUGUACACAUAUGUAUAUGCAUAUAUAUGAGUAUAUGCAACGGUAUAUAGUCUUCUACUAAUACAGUCAGACAUGAAAAUCUAAAUGGGUUACCUAAUAGACUGAAUAUCUGACAGGAUUUCUUUAUGAGGUAGCACAGACUAACCAAAAAUGUAUUUAUAUUCACCUGAGUUUUAAUGUUUUUAAGCAAAGUUUUUUCUUGCAGUGCUUUUCUGUAUGGAAUACUAGAGUCAUGGGUGGGCUUUUUCAUUUGUUGUCCCCAAGUUAUGUAAUGUGUAGUGAAGUCAUCUAAAAUGCCAUUUUACUAUUUCUUUCCUAGAGUGCUUUUGUUUGUUUGGGCGCGAAAGAGAUUAAAACACCUGACUGCCACAAUGACUGUAGAAAGAGGGAAAAUUUCAAGGUUUCAUAGUGUCUUUUACAAAGUAGAUUAAAAAAAAA